Messenger RNA from Tetrahymena thermophila SB210, 1401 nucleotides. Its product is annotated as Sec23/Sec24 zinc finger protein. Gene Ontology annotation, molecular function: protein binding. Gene Ontology annotation, cellular component: nuclear pre-replicative complex. NCBI's taxonomy places the organism in Eukaryota, Ciliophora, Oligohymenophorea, Hymenostomatida, Tetrahymenidae. The record is from RefSeq and is a predicted model, not a curated record. Gene Ontology annotation, biological process: rRNA processing; DNA-templated DNA replication. The transcript has 3 exons.
AUGGAAGAAGUUAUUAAACCAUCAAGCGAAGUCAUAUUAGUUUCAGUCGAAGAUAUGAAUUAGAUUACUUUGAUUGAUCCUAAAACUAGGGGAAUUUUAGAAUAGUACUCUGAUGAAUCAUCUUAAAUAGCUAAAAAUACUUUAUGUGUUGCACCUAAAAUGGGUCACAUUAUUGGAUUCUAAAAUUAAAAAACUAUUUUAAAUAUGUGGAACAUUAACUCUAAAAAGGUUUUCCUUCGUGUAAGUUGCACAGAAAAAAUUACUGCAACUGCAAUAAGCAACUCAGAGUUUUAUUUUGCUGCAGCCAGCAUUACUGGUUUUGUUUAUAUUUGGGAAACAUUUUCAGGAGAUCUUAUUAAAAAAUACAAAGCCCAUUAGAAGAAAAUUACAUGUUUACAAUUUUCAAAUGAUGAUGGUUUGAUUAUUUCUGCAGGAGAAGAUGGAAUAUGCUAGAUAUAUUUGUUAUCUUCACUAUUAGCAUCAUCAUCAAAAAUGAAGCUUGACUUAAACAAUAAUAAAGUAGAGUUAAAGGCUAGAUAUACUUUAAUUGGUCACAGUGAAAAAAUUAAUUGCAUGAGAUAAAGCAGAGGUGUUUUAGGAAAACUAUACACAGCAGGAUCAGAUAAAACAGUUAUAGUCUGGGAUUUAAGCAAAGGAAACAAGCUUGGAUAAUUUAGUGUAGAAAGUGAAAUAAAUUGUAUCGAGAUAGAUAGUUAAGAAGAGUACGUCAUUAUUGGCUGCAAGAAUAAUAACCUUUAUAAAAUUAAAGUUAAUGAUAAUUUUGCUUAUAAGAUCGAUCUUGAUGAAGUCACUGAAACCCCUAAUAUAGAGAGAUAAAGAAUGAAUAAGCACAUUGUAUUUAAAGGACAUAACAGUGAAGUAACAAACGUUAAGCUCUACGAAGAAGCCAAAUAAAUCAUAUCAUCAAGUAAAGAUGGUCUCUUAGUUUUUUGGGAUUUCGAUGGCCAAAUCAUAAAAACCAUGAAUAUGUUUAAUAAAAGCAUUAAUAAUAUGUGCAUAUUUAGAAGACCUAAAGAGUUUGAUUAAAAGAACCCACUUAGUCAUGCUAAAAAAAUGAUUUCAUUUAAAGCUUUCCACAGAUACGAAGAAGGUGAAUCUGUCAACAUCAGCGAAAAUGCUAAGGAACAUAGAUUUAUAAUGCCUUCGAUAUAAAAAGCAAUUAAAAAAUCAAAAAAAGAAAAACUCACUGCAUCUUCUUUCUUGUAAACCACUAAAUUCUUACUUGGAGGAGCAGCAUCAGCUUCUAUUAUAAAAUCAUCAGCCACAUCUUCCGUCAGCUACACUCCUGAAUAAAUUUAAGAAAUUAUUCUUGAAAAUCAAAAGUUAAAAGCUCUUAACCAUUAACUUUUUAAUAAACAUAUAACAAACAGCUCAAGUUGA